CCGCCCCGACCUCAAGCCCCGCCCAGGCUGUGGCCGUUCCCCACCUCCCGUCUCUGAGCUGAAGCGGCAUUUUCCGAGCCUGCUGCGGUCUGGGUGGCGUUCGGCCACGGGAGACUGUGUAGCCCCGCCGCCCGCGGGCAAUGGUGCGGCGGAGCGCGCGGACGCGGGAGGUCCUGCGGUGGGCAUGAAGGAGGAUGGAAGGGCAGGACGAGGUGUCGGCGCGGGAGCAGCACUUCCACAGCCAAGUGCGAGAGUCCACGAUAUGUUUUCUUCUUUUUGCCAUUCUCUACAUUGUUUCCUACUUCAUCAUUAGAAGAUACAAGAGAAAAUCUGAUGAACAAGAAGAUGAGGAUGCUGUAGUCAACAGGAUAUCGUUGUUUCUGAGCACCUUCACUCUAGCAGUUUCAGCUGGUGCUGUUUUGCUUUUACCCUUCUCAAUCAUCAGCAAUGAGAUCUUGCUUGCUUUUCCUCAAAACUACUAUAUUCAGUGGCUGAAUGGCUCCUUGAUCCAUGGUUUGUGGAAUCUUGCUUCUUUAUUUUCCAAUCUUUGUUUAUUUGUGUUGAUGCCUUUUGCCUUUUUCUUUCUGGAAUCAGAAGGUUUUGCAGGGCUGAAAAAGGGAAUCCGAGCCCGCAUUUUGGAAACUCUGGUUAUGCUGCUGCUUCUUGCGUUGCUGAUUCUUGGGAUGGUGUGGGUGGCUUCCGCCCUGAUUGACAGUGAUGCUGCCAAUCUCUGGGAAUUCUACUUGCCCUAUUUGUAUUCUUGCAUUUCACUAAUGGGAUGCUUGCUGCUUCUCUUGUGUACUCCAAUUGGCCUGUCCCGUAUGUUCACAGUGAUGGGUCAGUUGCUGGUGAAGCCAGCGAUUCUUGAAGACCUGGAUGAACAAAUUUAUAUGAUUACUCUAGAAGAAGAAGCACUCCAGAGAAGACUACAUGGGCUAUCUUCAUCGGUGGAAUACAACGUAAUGGAAUUGGAGCAAGAACUUGAGAAUGUAAAGACCCUUAAGACAAAAUUAGAGAGGCGAAAAAAGGCUUCAGCAUGGGAGAGAAAUUUGGUGUAUCCUGCUGUUAUGGUUCUACUGCUUAUUGAAACAUCCAUUUCAGUCCUCCUGGUGGUGUGCAAUAUUCUUUGCCUGCUGGUUGAUGAGACUGCAAUGCCAAAGGGAACAAGGGGCCCUGGCAUAGGAAGCGCCUCUCUCUCCACUUUUGGCUUUGUGGGAGCUGCACUUGAAAUCAUUCUGAUUUUCUAUCUCAUGGUGUCUUCUGUUGUUGGUUUCUAUAGCCUCAGAUUUUUUGGAAACUUUACACCCAAGAAGGAUGACACAACUAUGACAAAGAUCAUUGGGAAUUGUGUGUCAAUCUUAGUCUUGAGCUCUGCUUUGCCUGUGAUGUCAAGAACACUGGGAAUUACUAGAUUUGAUCUACUUGGAGACUUUGGAAGAUUUAAUUGGCUGGGAAAUUUCUAUAUUGUUUUAUCCUACAAUUUACUCUUUGCCAUUGUGACAACAUUGUGUUUGAUCAGAAAAUUCACAUCAGCUGUACGAGAAGAACUUUUCAAGGCCCUAGGACUUCACAAACUUCACUUGUCAGAUACCUCAAGGGAUUCAGAAACUACAAAGCCUUCUGCAAACGGGCAUCAGAAAGCACUAUGAGACCUGACUGCCUCAGUAGCACUCUACAGCAAGUCCUGAUAACUUCUGAUUCAUGACAUUCCCAUAGACACUGUUCAUUCUUGUGGGUCUGGGCCCAACUGUCAGUGCCCUUUCUUAUAAGCACUGACAGCUUGGCACUGCUCAUCUGUGUCUCCUUUGAGUUUUCUGACUGACUGUACCGCUUUUGGUUAAACCCUGAGUCUUAGAGCCUGAGGAAAAGCUGUGUGUCUAUAGCAGGAGCCAUGUGGAUGAGAGGUGAAGACUUGGACUUUCUUAUGCUUUGCUUUACACCAUGAGAAGUUUGGUUCUGCAGGCAAGAGCCUGCCUGAAAGUUAUCUGGUACCCUAAAGCAUUUUCAGAAGGUCCUGGGAACUGGCUAUACAAGUAACAAACUACAUUUUUUAUUUCCUUAAAAAACAAAAAGCAGAUUUUCCGAUUCAUGUUACAGAAUCUUCAUUAGACUUUGAGCUAGUGGAAAAUAUUAGAUUCUUUUCAUACCUGAGCCUUGGUGGGCAGCCCCAGGACUAUGUUUUUUGUGGUAAGCUGAAGUAUGAAGCACAUAUGAUUGUAGAUUUGGACAGUGUGUGUUCACCUCAUAAUACUUUUCACAGCACAGUGCUAGUGUUGUACACACAUGUAACUUAGACUUUGCCUAAGUAGGUACACUCAUUUUUAAAAACCUCUUUUCAAAAACUACUCUACUUUAUGCUUGUUGUGUGCGUGAAAACCAAAGACAGAAACUGCUUCUUCUUCAUGUCCCUCAGGCUUUGGUGACUCUCAUAUACACCACCUUAAGUCUCCACUUCAGGCAGGUUACCAGUGUGAUACCCAGAACUUAAAGGUCAGGUUCUCCACGGAAGGGCAGGUGCAGUGUAAUAUGAACUCAUAACUAUUCAGUUGUUUAGUUUAACUGUUGGGAUGGUUUCUCAACUCCUGAGUCUACUGAUGAAAAAAAAAAACAAAAAAAACGAGCGCAUGCUAUUAUUUCUAGGUAGCACACAUUUCACAGAAAUAUAGUGAUGCUCAAAAGCACUGUAUGGAUGACAAAACAGGGUUUGUGUUCAGAAAAAGUAAAGCACUUUUUUCUCAAAUUGUUGAAUUUAGUAUCUUUUGGAGAACUAUAUGAAAGGCUGUAUCAGAAAACCAAGAUUUAGCUCUAUGUUUAUAAGUCGUUGAGUCCACAUCUUUAUUUACACCAUGGCAUUCCCUGAUACCCCAGGUUAGUUUUAAGGAAACUUGGUGCUGUGGCUCUGAGUGAGUCAGUGCGUGCCUCCAGUGAGUCCUGGUAGAUCCCGAGUGUGAGCUCCUGCACUAGCACAGUGUGACUUGGCUAUUUCAGAUUUACCUGAUCAUUAAUGCCAGGCUCUGAAGCAGAGCAAGUCAAGGAGCGGUCAGAGUUUUCUACUGUAGUCACUUACGGUGCACACCAUUUGCCAACAACCAAAUAGAGCUCUGUAAGGUAAGGUAUCUGAAAAUUUUCAUAAAAUACUGAACUUUUCAAUGUCUGUCUCUAAUUUUCUUAAUGUGUGUGUGUGUGUGUGUAAGAGAGAGAAAGAGAGAGAGAGAGAGAGGGAGAGAGAGAGAGAGAGAGAGUUUGAGUGUAUGAGGGGGAGGGAGGGAAAGAGAUAGACAGAUGAGCAGAUAGACAGACAGGGUAGGGCAUUAAUGAGUAAAGAUCUGAGGACAGCUUUCCGGAGUCAGCUCUUUCCUUUCACCAUGUGUGAUUGGAACCUUUAUCUGCUGAGUAAGUCCUAAACUUCUUAUUCAUUUGGAGGUUCUUAAUUUGAAGAUGGGAUCCAGGCUUGGGUGCCCAAGCUUAAGUCAGAUAUAUGAUGAAUUUUAAAACACUGACUGAAGAUAUUUGGUGAUGAGAUGGAAAGUGGGCUUUAAGAAUUGUCUUACCUUGGAUCUCAGGCCCUCUGUAGUUGAUCCACUGCGUGGUCAUCACCUUUUGAGGAUCGCUGGUCACUCACCUGAGAGUUACCUGGGGGGAGGGACUGGGUCCAGGUGCCAUCACUGCACUGGGCAUGUGUUGGGGGCUGGCUGAUAGAGAACUUCAUGAGUGGACAGCAGCAUGCUGAGGCUUCACAUUCCACGAUUGUGAAGACAGUUCUAUUCAGGAGUCCUGCAUUGCAGUGCUGUUUUACAGAGUUCAGAAAGCUCUGCCAAAAAGAACUCCCAUUCACACUAGUCAUGGCACUCUAUUUUUGACUAGAUGAGGCUGCACCAGUGACUGUGUUAAGUAGUCCUUUUGUUCUCUUUCCUUGAAUGUCCUCUUUAAAAGGCCAUGAAACUGGGCAUACUGGUGUUUGCCUUAUAGCACUCAAGUGGCAGAGGCAGGAGGAUCCCUACGAAUUUGAAGCCAGACUCCUUUACAUAGUGAGUUCCAGGCAAGCCAGUGCUACAUAGUGAAGCUUUCUCUCAAAAGCAAACAAACAUACAAACAAACAAAAGCAAAAUGAAUGAAUGAGGGUUGGAGGUGGAGUGGCUGGAGAGAUGGCUCAGCAGUUAAAGAGCAUUAGCUUUGCUUUCAGAGGACUCAGAUUUGAUUCCCAGCAUCCACACGGUGGCUCACAGUCAUCAGUGACUCUAGUCUCAGGGGAUUAAAUACCCUUUUCAGGCCUCCAUGGGCACUGCAGGCACACCGUGAAGGAAAAACACUUCUAUACAUAAAAAUAAUUACUACAAUUUAAGCAAAAUGGGCACCAAGCACUUUAGAGAUCUUGAUGAGAGGAUAUAACAAAUUUUAUACAUUGUAACAUUUUUUUAUAUUUUCUAGCAUAUAUUUUCUAUCUAUCUAUCUAUCUAUCUAUCUAUCUAUCUAUCUAUCUAUCUAUCUAUCUAUCUAUCUAUCUAUCUAUCUUAUGUAAAAUAAGGUCUGGCCUAAAUAUGAGACCCUGUGUGGUUGUCUACAAACACAGUUAGUUAGCUCCUUCAGUCACACCUCUUUGGGGCUGGCUGGUGAAUCAGAAUGGACCCUGUUGUGUCUGCUUCUUACCACCUAAGGGGCUGUGGGCUCCUAUUCAUGGUGGCAGUUGUUGCCACCUCUGCUUUGGCCAGGCACAGUAGGUGAUCCUUAUAGUCAGCAGCACAGAUUCCCAUUGAUUCCAGUCUAUGUAUUUGCUUGUGGUUGGUACAGUAUUUAAUGCAUAUAGUCUUUAAAUAUGUGAACAUAUGUAGCACUGCUUUUAAACUUAAACUGCCAUGAUACUGUCCAUAUGUCUAGACACACUGGUAAAUUUUUGUUACAUAUUGUUUUCAAAUUUUCUGUUAGUCUUGUUUCUAUGAGGUACUCUUAUUGUGACUUAAAAUUCUUAGAAAUUAAAGUUCUGAAAAAAUUCUAA
Messenger RNA from Mastomys coucha (southern multimammate mouse), 4993 nucleotides. RefSeq names its product limb development membrane protein 1 (gene Lmbr1). Gene Ontology annotation, biological process: signal transduction. The record is from RefSeq and is a predicted model, not a curated record. Bases 195 to 1649 code for a protein of 484 amino acids. The transcript is spliced from 17 exons. NCBI's taxonomy places the organism in Eukaryota, Metazoa, Chordata, Mammalia, Rodentia, Muridae. Gene Ontology annotation, molecular function: transmembrane signaling receptor activity.